This is a messenger RNA of Dentiscutata heterogama, 223 nucleotides long. NCBI's taxonomy places the organism in Eukaryota, Fungi, Glomeromycota, Glomeromycetes, Diversisporales, Gigasporaceae. The record is from the annotation of a GenBank genome assembly.
GUGGGAUAGAAUGUAUAGUUCUAUUUUACUUGUUUGUUGGUCACUUCAUCCAAAAUUAGCAAAUGAUCGAGCAAGCAAGUUAUCAUGUAUUCAUUGGCACAUGAUUCAAGAUGAAAAUAUACAAAAUAUAAAACCUAAAAAUUUUCAAUCUAAUGAAUUGUUUGAAAAUGAUAAUGAAUUCUAUACAUCAGAGGAACAAUUGGAAACCCUGAGGAGACUAUAA